AUGCAUGUACACGAAUCUCACCGGGGAGUAGCAAAGCAAGCUCCCUACCAGUGCUCGCAGUGUCAACGACGCUAUCAUCGGACGGAGCACCUCGCACGGCAUGUGCGGUCCAUACAUACCAAGCAGCGGCCCUACCCUUGCAGGUUGUGCGGCAAGGCAUUUGGGAGGCUGGAUAUCCUCAGGAGACAUGAGGCGACCCAUGACGACGAGCCCGGAACGCGGGUGCUAGGUGCAGGCGUCAGAGUCGGCCAGGCUUGCAGAUUGUGCAAGGAGGCUAAGGUGAAGUGUUCCGAAAGGAAGCCCUGUUUGCGGUGUACGGGCAAGGGGGCGAGGUGUGAGUACGGGGAUGUCAGGGACUAUGGCGAGGCCGACGAGGGGCAACAGCAGCAGGAUCCCGCCUGGAUCGACGCCGGUUUUCCUAGCCAGAAUGAGAUACCUUCUGGAGCCGGCCGAGCACUCCCCAAUGCACCUUUGCCCGUCAUCGCCCCUAUACCCUAUCUCAUCAGCCCGCACGCUUCAGAGGGCACACCGACGCACGAGGAAGACGGCUGCAUGUUCGAGGACUUCUCUUUCGGGGUCGACUGGGACCUCGCGAUGGCGGACAUGGCGUACCUACAGAGCCAAUUCGAUAUGACCGCGGCAGACACCGCCGCCACCCCGGGUUUCGCCCCCAACGCUGUGCAGCAGCACGGCUUCUCGCCUGCGAGUACACAGACCUGCGAGACGUUGUCAACGGCAACGGGCCUCUGGGAGCCGCAAAGUAGCGAGAACAAGGAGAUGGAGAGGCUGCAUCUGGCCGCGGACGAGGCGAACCUUGGACCGCCCAGCCAUGGCCCAGGUCCCAGCGCCGGCUUGGCAGAGCCCCGUUUUUCGGCGACGGCGCGGAACUUGCUCGUGCGCAUGAUCCUCGACAACACGUCCCACGCGGCGGCGGCGCCGGUGCUCGCGGCGUUCCCGUCGACGGGGGCGCUCGGCGCGCUUGUGGACGUCUACGCGCAAGGAUGGGCGGAGGCGAGCCAGGCCGGCGGGAUCAACGGUGUCGUGCAUCUCCCGACGCUGGAGCUCGAUGGGCAGCGGCCGGAGCUGCUGGGCAUGGUGGUGGCGCUCGGGGCGCUCGGGACCGGGUCGGUGGUGGCGAGGAGGUUCGGAUUCGCGAUGCAAGAGGUUGUCUGGGUGUCGUCAUUCCGAAGCUGGGAAGGGAACAACGCCGCCCUGCGCGACGUUGGGCUCUCACAGGCCUUUUUCCUCCAGCAGCACACGGCCUUCUUCAGCGGCGUCCGACGCAAGGUGGCCUUCGCCAAGGCGUGCGCCAACAGCAUACAGGUCCUCAUUAAGAACGGCGGGCAUCUGCAAGGGGCUACUGGAUCCUGUGCCGACGACCCGGCGCUGGACGACCUGCUCGCUCUCGGGGACGACAGUAAGGAACUGGGGGACGCGUGGCGGCGUUGGGCGGCGCGCGAGGCGCGGCGCAGGCUGGUGUACGCUGCGUACAUUAUGGACGCGCACGUCUCGAUGGCGCACGAGACGCAGGUUCUGUCGUCGUACCUCGACAUGAGGGUCCCGUUCCCAACGCCGAGGGGGAUGUGGAAGGCCCAGACUGCGGUUCAGUGGAGGGAGGAGAUGGCAUUGUGGAUGCAGCAGCAGCAGCGGGACUUGGCGCCGUCGUCUCUUUGUCUAAGGGACGUUUUGAAUGAUCCGACACUGGUGGUCAAGUGCCGCGGCCUGGUCGACGAGGACUUUGCCGUGCUCGGCUUCCUCGCUGGGUUCUGGACGCUUGUCAGAGAGGUCCAGCAGCUCGCCGCCAUGGGCGGCGGUGGAGCGGGCGGAGCCGGAAGACACUGGAGCUCGAUGAUAUUGUCGGCGAGGCGCGUCGAGCUCGCCUCGGUGCUGAACCUCUUCACUUCCCAGGCGCGGACCGCCGGGGCUGAAGUCUCCCCGGAAGCGGAGCUGCUGAUCGAGGUCCUCCAUAUGCACAUUAUCGUGGCCUCGGACGGCUCUGGAUCGCAGUCAACUCCUGCGGCGCUGAUCCCCGAUUUGGAGACGGCAGAGCACCGCGGCGCGCUGUGGCGGGCGGGUAGGGCGGUGCGCGCGGCCGUUCAGUUCCCAGCCGGGACGCUGUGUGAUGUCUACGCCGUUGCGCUGUCGCAGGCGGCUACGGUUCUCUGGCGGCACGGAGUCGAUUCGUCGAGGGUGUUAGGGAAGAGUCUGGGUCCGGGUCAGGGGCUGGGUCUGGAUGGUGGUAUAGAGGUCUGCGUCUUGGAUGGGGACGGGGUGGAGGAGUGGCAUUUGGCGCGCGAAGGCGGCCAUCUCGCGUUGCGAGGGGCUGGGGGAGAGGAGACGGCCGUUGUGCUUGAGGAUGCGGCGGGCGUGGCGAGGCGUGUGAGGGGCGUGGUCGAGGGGAACUGGACUGGUGGACGGAUGCCGUCUGGUGUUGAGGAGGUUUGUCUUGCGCUGGGUGAUCUUGAGAGGACGGCGAGUAGGUAG
Molecule: messenger RNA, 2484 nt
Organism: Colletotrichum destructivum
Lineage: Eukaryota; Fungi; Ascomycota; Sordariomycetes; Glomerellales; Glomerellaceae
Exons: 2
Coding region: 1-2484 (827 amino acids)
Biological process (GO): regulation of DNA-templated transcription; DNA-templated transcription
Molecular function (GO): zinc ion binding; DNA binding; DNA-binding transcription factor activity, RNA polymerase II-specific
Source: RefSeq, a predicted model, not a curated record